Humulus lupulus (European hop) is the source of this 1572-nucleotide messenger RNA. RefSeq lists its product as uncharacterized. The transcript has a single exon. Lineage: Eukaryota; Viridiplantae; Streptophyta; Magnoliopsida; Rosales; Cannabaceae. The record is from RefSeq and is a predicted model, not a curated record. Bases 272 to 1123 code for a protein of 283 amino acids.
AGCUCAGUUCUCUCUGUAGUCUGUAGUUUGACGUUGAAGUUGAAGCAAUCGGUUUUCCCAGUCUCCUCUCACUCACUUUCUCUCUUCGCCUAAUAGAAUUUUCCUACAUUUUCUUCCCAACCAAACACCUCCAAAUCCCUCUCUCCAUAAAUGCUUUCCGUCUUUCUCACACAAUGAAUUAAAUACUCUCUCUGUUUCAAUCCUCACCUGUUGCUUAUUUGCUCUCCAACACUCUCACUCACUCAUUCGUAAUCUCUCUCUUGAUUCUGUAAUGGAUUCGUUUGAUUUCAAUGGCGUUUCUGAUGAGAAGAGGAGCUCGACGUCGAAGCAGUUGUACAAUCGCAUCAUAAGUCUCGCGAAGCUGUUUCGUUUCGCGGAGCUCUGCGUCGCUCUGUUUCUCCUCAUGUGGAUCUUCACUCGGCUUCCUCUCGCCGUUGAGAUCUCCGGCGGUUACUGUCGUCAGGUCGCAGGCUUCUUAACUAGUCCUCUCUUCGUUUUCUUGCUCUGUAACAUCAUCGUCGUUACCAUACUGGUCAAUUCCGGCAGACUCUCCGUCCGAAACCAGAUCGUCGACGAAACCGAGUCCGAACUCUACGAGACAAUCGUUAAAAACAGCAGGGACCGUAAGCACGACUCGCCAUCCAAAAAUGACAUCGCGUUGAGUGAGACGGAGGGAACGACGGUCUACGAAGACAAACAGGUGAUAUCGGAGGUGAACACGACGGUCACCAUUAAAGAAGCUGUUACGGAUCACUUCGAUCCAUAUUCGGACUUUCCAAAACUUAACAGGCGAUGGAAGUCGGAGAAAUUCGAGCGAGAGUGUGAGGAGGACAACCAUGGCGAUAAUCAUCUCCAACGAUCGGAAUCGGAGAAGUGCAUGGAGAUUGUCGUUUCUGAUCGCGAACGACAUCCGAUCGAAAAUUUAGCUUCUCACGAAAAAUUGAGUGACGAUGAUUUCAACCGCAUAGUGGAGGCAUUCAUCGCCAAACAGUUGAAAUUCCGUCGCCGGGAGCAUGGUCACGGCGGAGCUAGCGAGCUUCACCAUGGAGAUUUGGAAUACGAGAAGUCGGAGGUGUCGCGACUCUGUUCAUCUCACGCCACGAUCACAACAAUCAACGGCUAAGAUUAAUCGCACUCUACUACUACUACUACUACUUCUACUACUGAUAAUAAUAAUUUUGAAGCUAGAAAUUUUAGAAUAAACAAAAAAACAAUUCUGAUCUUCUUACCACAACUACUAUUUUCUGCAAAUGGUUAAAAAUAUCUCACCAAGAAUGGGGUAGAAAGUAAAUUUAAAAAAAAUAUAUAAAUUGACUGAAAUAGUAGUAAAUAUUUUGUCUGUUUUUUUGUAUUAUUGAAAAACGAAGGAACUUAUUCUGAUUUUGAAAUCAGAAUAUAAUGUUCUUAGGUGAGAUUAGUGCGGUUAGAUCAGAUAUAUGUUUUUUUUUGUUUUUUAAUUUAAAAAAAAAAUAAUUGGGUGGUUUUAUUGAUUUGGAUGAAGUAGGAAUAGAAUUAAAUUCGAAGUUGGAAUAAAGUGAGAAUGUGCAUGAAUAUGCUUCUUUUGGUUUACCA